Molecule: messenger RNA, 553 nt
Organism: Hemibagrus wyckioides
Lineage: Eukaryota; Metazoa; Chordata; Actinopteri; Siluriformes; Bagridae
Product: protein FAM133-like
Exons: 7
Coding region: 59-553 (164 amino acids)
Source: RefSeq, a predicted model, not a curated record
GUUUAUUUGAGAUGCUUUAGAUCUGGGAGAAAGAAGAAGGAGAGAGCUGACGGAGCUGAUGGAGUCUGAGCAGCUUCCAGCUGCAUGGUCUCAAAACGGCGAGGGGGAGGAGCUGGGUGGAGUUUCUCCUACAUUAAUGGGUGUGUCUGAAGACCCUGGAGGUGGUCCUUUAAUCCCCAAGACACAACAUGGAAAGGAUGAGACAUGGUCAUGUGACAGCUCUGCUUCCUCCUCUGAGGAUAGCAGCGAUGAUGAUUCUAGAGUGAGGAAGAAGAAGAAGAAGAAGAAGAAGAAGCUAAGGAAAAAAAAGAGCAAGAGAUCGAGCUCGUCAUCAUCGUCUUCCUCAAGCGACUCAUCAGAUAGUGACAGCAGUGAGGAUGAGAAAAAGAAAAAGAAGAAGAAGAAAGAGUGGAGGAAAAGGAAACAGAAUGCAGUGACUACAGUGAUACCUGAGUCAGGCCUUGUCCUGGAAAUUGUGUUAACGCCAUUGAAAGAGCAAAACGACGAGCAAGAGAUGAAGAAAGCAAAAAAAGACAGUGCCAGACGUAAUUAA